GUUAGGUCACCUAAAAAACAUCGGAGCCGCGGCAGGGAAGUCGGCGUGGCUCUGCCUGCCUGUAGAGGACGCUCAGGCUCCGCAGGAACAGGGGGGAUGCACCUCUGGCUUUGAGCACUUUUUGACGAGGAAAGUGAAGUGAUUUGGUGAUGGCAAGCGGGGCGGCUACUAGGAACAAUUUGUCUUCCAAAUUCCGGACCAGCAUUUCAAUGAUCAAUCCGCCGGUGUGUUGACUUCCUUCCGGAUUCCGAUAGAAGCCAUCGUCUCGUGCGCAAAGUUACUGCUUUGACCGCUUCCUCCCGUUCCCCAUCAAGACCAUUUCGGUCGCUUUUGACCCCCUUUCGUCUUGGCUUACGACAUCGCCAUGUCCGCCUUCGGCAGUAUAAAUAGGAGCGGAGCAGCCGCCUGUCGCUUUUGCAUUGCCAUUUCCGCGUCGCGCUUUCUGAUCGCUUCUUCUCUUGCCCGCUGCGAAGCUGUUCGCCUCGUGCUCUGGGAUUUAGAGGAGAAUAACUGUUCUCUGGCAAUUACUAAUUCAAGGUUUUGGAGUUACUUUGAUGGGCUUAUAUCUUUCUUUGCUCUGGAGUGAAUGGGUUGAAGCCUUAUGGAACAAGAUUUCUGCUCCGAUAGAGAAGGUGAAUGAUGUUUGGUCCUCGAGCUGCACGAAAACUGAUAUCAAGACAACCAGAAGACAGGCCAACUGCAAACAAAAUGAGUCUCAUACUGAGACUAGAGCAAAAUCAUCUCUGAAAAAUUCAUUAAGCAUCAAAAUUUCAGUUCAGGAUGUGCCGGGAAAUAUUGUUCCAUUGAAGAAUCAGGAUGCGGAAUGUGUUCCAAGGAAACCUUAUUCUGCAGAGCAUACUGCAGCUGCUGUUAAGCUGCAAAAGGUGUACAAGAGCUAUCGAACUCGAAGAAAUUUGGCAGACUGUGCAGUCGUUGCCGAGGAAUUAUGGUGGAGUGCGCUGGAUUUUGCUUCUCUCAAACACAGCUCAAUUUCAUUUUUCAAUGGUGGGAAACCAGAGACAGCAGCUUCGCGCUGGGCUAGGGCAUUAACAAGGGCUGCCAAGGUCGGUAAGGGUUUAUCAAAGAGUAAGAAGGCACAAAAGCUUGCGAUCCGGCACUGGCUUGAAGCUAUUGAUCCACGGCAUCGAUAUGGUCACAAUCUGCAUCUUUACUAUGAUGUGUGGUCUAAAAGUGAAAGCAGACAGCCAUUCUUCUACUGGUUGGACAUUGGUGAUGGCAAAGAAGUGAACCUUGCAAAAUGUCCUAGAGACAAACUUCAGCAGGAGUGUGUUAGAUACCUUGGACCGAAGGAGAGGCAAGCUUUUGAAGUUAUUUUAGAGGACGGAAAACUUGUCUACAAACAAAGUGGAGCAUUUGUCAACACCACUGAAGGUUCUAAGUGGAUAUUUGUACUGAGCACAAUGAGGGUGCUCUACGUGGGCGAGAAAAAGAAGGGUUCAUUUCAACACUCGAGUUUUCUUGCUGGUGGAGCAACAAUAGCUGCAGGAAGAUUGGUUGUGAAAGAGGGUGUUCUAAAGGCUGUCUGGCCAUACAGUGGCCAUUACCUCCCAACAGAAGAAAACUUCAAAGAAUUUAUUAACUUCCUUCAAGUGAACAAUGUAGACCUCACUGAUGUCUCGAGACGUGCCACUGGCCCUGAGGAUGACUACCCUUUGCUGAAGGUAACCGGCAGCGAUUCAUCAACAGAUACCGAUAAGGACAUUGAGGUAUCAAGAGAAUCUACAACUCAGGAAGCAGGAAACUCGAGUGAAACUGAAGAAGAACAGGCUGCAAUUUCUCCUCUGGCCAAGUUCCAUGAAGGCUACAAAUCUGAUGGCCCUAUUGGGACGAUCGCCUCCCCCCACCAUCGGAAAUGGAUGACCGGAGCCAGCCCUCGAAUUCAGUGUGUUCGAAACUACCCUACGGAUCUCCAGGUCAAAGCACUGGAACAUGUCAACCUGUCGCCACGAACAAUCUCCUUGCCUAUCGGAAACAAUGGUCCAAUCCCCUCACCUCGUCCUAAUUUGGGCAUGAGGCUGUCCCUCACACUUGCUACAAGCAUGAGCCUUCCUGCUCCCACAAGUCACUGAGUCAUUUACACAGCCCAGGCAGAAAUGCAAAGAUCAAAGUCUAAUAGGAUGCACAUAACUUGCUCAUGGUCAGUUCGACGGAUGAACAGUUUACUAAUUGCUAUAUUUUACUCGCUUUUUUAUGUAUAGAUAUUAAGUGGCUAAGUUUUUUGCAGUCCAUUUUUUCCCCCUCUGAGGGAGAUAGAAAUUAGAGUUGAUGUAGAUAAUCCCUUUUCGAAUAUUAAAGAAAGAUUUUUUCGUGUGUUU
Messenger RNA from Zingiber officinale, 2336 nucleotides. RefSeq names its product IQ domain-containing protein IQM1-like. Bases 555 to 2090 code for a protein of 511 amino acids. The transcript is spliced from 11 exons. Gene Ontology annotation, molecular function: protein binding. The record is from RefSeq and is a predicted model, not a curated record. Lineage: Eukaryota; Viridiplantae; Streptophyta; Magnoliopsida; Zingiberales; Zingiberaceae.